AUAUAUAUAUAUAUAUAUAUGUAAAGCGGCAACAGUGAAGAGAAAAAUGAAGGUGAAAAAAAGAAAGGAGUAGGCAUUAUGAUGCUCUCUUUGGCCAUCGUAGGGUUUUGCACUUCGGUUCUAUUUUGUUACAUAAUUGCAUGGUUGAAAACUAAGAGGAUCAGAGAGGCUUUUAGGGAGCAAGGGAUCGAGGGGCCGCCGCCGUCGUUCAUCUCCGGUAAUCUACGGGAGAUGACAAGGAGGAGCCCGCGGCCGGCGACGGCGGCGACGGUGGCGAAGGGACGAGGUUUUGUUGACUAUUCGCAAGCUCUCUUUCCUUAUUUCACUCAAUGGAGCAAAGAUUAUGGGCCAACAUAUUUAUACUGGAUGGAGAGGAGACCUGCAUUGUAUGUGACAGAUCCUGGUCUAAUUAAGGACAUAAGCUUGUGCGUAUCAUUGGAUCUGGGAAAGCCAAGGCACCAUCAGAAGGGUCAAGAGCCCUUGUUUGGUCAGGGUAUUUUAAAGUCAAAUGGACCUGUUUGGGUCCACCAGAGAAAGAAAAUUGCACCAGAGUUUUACAUGGAUAAAGUGAAAGUGAUGGUGGAGCAGAUGACAGAAGCAGCAAUCCCAGUAAUGGGUUCGUGGAAAAGCACUGUUGAUCAGCAGGGUGGCACGGCAGUCAUAGUGGUGGAUGAAGAUUUAAGGGGCUUCUCUGCUGACGUCAUCUCCAGGGCUAUUUUCGGAAGCGAUUAUUUGAGAGGGAAGGAGAUCUUCGUCAAGCUCAGGGCCCUCUUAAAGCUCAUAGCAGAGCCGAGCCUCCUCUUUGAACUCCCUUAUAUGAGGUGUCUACCGACGAAGAGGAACCGAGAAAUACGGCGACUGGAGCGAGAGGUUCGGGUUCUGAUACUCGAUGCAGUGAAGGAACGAAGAGAAACUCCCACAACCUCUAGCCAGGAGAAGGAUCUCCUGGGUUCAAUAUUACUAGAGAGCGAUCGCGGCGCAACUCAAACCCCUUCCGAGGACUUCGUAGUCGACAACUUGAAGAACAUCUACAUCGCCGGGCACGAGACGUCGGCUGCCACCGCCGCCUGGUGCCUCAUGCUCCUCGCCGCCCACCCGGAGUGGCAAGAUCGCGCUCGCGCAGAGGUUACGGAGGUGUUGGAUGGCGGCCGCCGACCGUUGGACUGGGAGAUGCUCCAGAAGAUGAAAACUUUAACAAUGGUGAUCCAAGAGACACUACGUAUUUUCCCUCCCUCAUCCUUCGUGGUGAGGGAGACGUUCCGGGACAUAACGUUAGGCGGCGGCAGCGGCGGGGGGGGGGGGGGGGGGGGGGGGGGGGGGGGCGGGCUCCGUAUCCCCGACGGUGUGAGCCUGUGGAUUCCGACAAGCACGGUGCACCACGACAAGGCGGUGUGGGGCGCAGACGCCGACGAGUUCAAGCCCGAGAGGUUCGCGAGCGGCGUCGCGGUGGCCUGCGGGCAUUCGCAAGCGUACAUGCCGUUCGGAUUGGGAGCCCGCACGUGCGUCGGCCAAAACUUCGCCAUGGUGGAGCUCAAAGUUGUGCUCUCCCUCGUCCUCCGCAGCUUCACUUUCGCGAUCUGUCCCAGUUACCGCCACUCCCCGGCUUUUCGGCUCAUCGUUGAGCCUGAAUUUGGAUUGCCUCUUGUAAUGAAGAGAUUGUGAAAAUAUGAACCUUGUGCAUGAAUCGAUCCCUGAAAAGAAUU
Molecule: messenger RNA, 1703 nt
Organism: Ananas comosus (pineapple)
Lineage: Eukaryota; Viridiplantae; Streptophyta; Magnoliopsida; Poales; Bromeliaceae
Product: cytochrome P450 714D1-like
Exons: 5
Coding region: 79-1662 (527 amino acids)
Molecular function (GO): heme binding; iron ion binding; monooxygenase activity
Source: RefSeq, a predicted model, not a curated record